Microplitis mediator is the source of this 3205-nucleotide messenger RNA. RefSeq names its product protein lin-54 homolog. The coding region runs from base 236 to 2602 and encodes 788 amino acids. Gene Ontology annotation, cellular component: nucleus. Gene Ontology annotation, biological process: regulation of DNA-templated transcription. The record is from RefSeq and is a predicted model, not a curated record. The transcript has 7 exons. Lineage: Eukaryota; Metazoa; Arthropoda; Insecta; Hymenoptera; Braconidae.
AUAAAUAUUAAAAAUUUAAAUACUAAAACUAUUAAAUAAAAUAAAAAAUAAUUCAUCUUCGCUUCAACUCAUCUAGAUCUUCGUGUGUAAUAAAAAAAAAAGUUUAAAUAAAUAACCAGCAGCAGCGGUUUGCAUCACCAGUGCAUCUUGGGAUAGCAAUGGUGGGCGCGUGAUUUUGAACAAAUUCCCUGAUAACAAUACAACUACACAGGAUUUAAAAAAAAAAAUACAUGAAAUGGCGAGUAAAAAAUCCGAAUCUGCUGGAGAUGGUGGUCUGAGUUUGGAACACAGCUCGGAGCAGUAUACGAAUGAGUAUGACCAGUUUGCUAGCAUCGAAGCUGAGUUGGAGUGCAUGAAUGCCGAGGAAGUGACGACAACUGAGGAAGAGAUCACUGUCGAGGAACAUGUUGAGACUGAGGAGGUUAUUAGUCCAGAUAUUGAAAUGGCUGAUGUGUCUGAGGAGAUAGAAGAGGUUGAAACUGUUUACAAACCAGUUCCUAAAGCCAACCAGACUGUUUUCCAACCAAAAUCGACGUACCAACGUGUCCCUGUCUCUGCUGUCCAGGUCAAGUCGACAACGUCAUCACAGCCAACACAGAGUCAGUCAAUAAUGAUCGUCUCCCCGGCAAGUGGUCAAGGAGCGAGUCAGUUUUUAAAAAUAUCACAUCCAGCGUCAACGCCGCAGUCCCAAUUGCAGUCAUUAGCACACUCACUUAUCACAGCUAAAUCUGCUGAAGGAAAUAUUGUGCAUUUGAGAUCUGCUCAGCCAGGCAAACCUCACGUAGCGACCUGCCAGUCAGGAAACAUCACGCUGACUAACGUCCCGCCUAUUACUAAAAUUGCCACGACCUCAAUAAAACGACCGGCGCAAUCCCAGCAGCAUAACAAAAAUGUCUAUGCCAAGAUGAUUAUUUCUGGAGGUAAAUCGCAAGAAAUAGCAGAAGGAAGUCCGGCAGGACCAACUUACAAAGUUGUUUCUACCCACCAAAGUCAAGGUCUGUCUAGCACCACCAAGACGAUAACGCUGGCGCAGGCACAGCAAAUGGGUCUGAUGCCACCUGGAAAAGUCCAGCACAUUUUACCAUCCCCCCAACAGAAGCAGGGAAUUAUUGUCAAUAAAGUCAUCCAAACUUCGACGUCGCAGCCGCCAAAAUUGACUCUCAUUCCCACGGGUUCAAUUAAAACACCGGCUAAAAUUUUACCUGCUCCAGUUACGACUCAAGUUAAAUCAUCGCCGUUCAUAAACUCAAUGUCUAAAGGAGGACCGCAGAAUUCACAGAAAGUUAUUAUUCGUCAAAGUGCACUGAAGCCUGGAACAGUCGUAGGAAGUGGUCAGAUAAUCAGGAUACCCGCGAAUCAAAAUAUCGUCGGGUCUAAUCAAGUUCACCAGAUCCAAAUGCCUGGUCGGCAAGUCCAGUAUGUGCGACUGGUCAGUACUGCGUCGGCAUCAACGACCAACGUCGUCACCGUCGGCAAACCCAAGACCGCCGGGACACUUCAGUCUGUCGGAAUAACUCAGAAGAUCGGCGGACAACAGCAAAUAGUUAAAGUUCUGCCUCUCAAUACUUCCGGGAACCAGCUGAGAACCGUUGCGCCGAAAACUACCAUCACAACUAGCACUGGAACCCAGAGAUUGCUGAUCCCUGCUUCAGGAAAUUCAACUAAAAAUGCAGUUGCUAUUCCUGCGUCCGCUUUGAGUCAACUUGCCUCUGGUCAAGCGGUUUUGUCAACGAAUUCAAACAUGGGGAACAUCGUCGUCUUGCCUGCUCAGUACCUUCAGCAGCAGAAUGCUGAUGGUAAAAAUAAAUCGUCUCCAUCAACGGGGACUGUGAUUAAUGCUCAAACAUCAACCGGCUCUACCAUACAGACGAUAACAAUCAGCGAUGCUCCGAAAGGAAAAUCUAACUCUAACAUGGAGCCCAAUGGUAUCAGACCACGCAAGCCGUGUAAUUGUACCAAGUCGCAGUGUCUUAAAUUGUACUGCGAUUGCUUUGCUAAUGGUGAAUUUUGUCACAUGUGCAAUUGCAACAACUGUUCGAAUAAUCUUGGCAACGAAGAGGAGAGACAGCGCGCUAUUAAAUCAUGUCUCGAACGUAAUCCAAAUGCUUUUCGUCCGAAAAUUGGCAAAGCUCGCGAAACUGGAGACGACAUACGGAGACACAACAAGGGAUGCAAUUGCAAGCGCAGUGGAUGUCUUAAAAAUUACUGUGAAUGUUAUGAGGCGAAAAUUCCUUGCUCGGGUAACUGUAAGUGUAUAGGCUGCAGAAAUAUUGAAGAUCCGGCAGUUGAGAAGAAAACGUUGAAAGAUUUAGCAGAAGCUGUUGAAGUUAGAGCUGCGCAGAUUAACAAAGCUAAGAUUCAGCAACUUGCUGAAAUGGCAUUUAGAGUUCCUGCUGCUUCUAAUUCUGGAGCUAGGCAACCAUUUAAUUUACUGACUGACAAAGUUGUCGAAAUAACUUGUCAAUGUUUGAUGGCGCAAGCUGAUGAAGCUGAACGUAAUAUGUACGACGAUGACACAUCAGAGCGAAUGAUAAUUGAAGAAUUCGGAAGAUGUUUGAAAGAAAUAAUAGACUCGGCACACAAAGCUGAGACUGCGACUUAGCAAACGUCUUCUGAAUGGUAGAUUUUUAUAAUUUUAAUAUAAAAUUACGUCAAACACCAUGUGUACAAUUUAUAAAUAAAGUGUUUAAUUACAAUAUAAAUAAAUGUGGUAAACAAAAGGUUUAACCAAAGACGAUCGGGUAUGAAAAAUUAUCAUUGGUCGUAAUAUAAUUGGUAUAGUAUUUUUGAAUUUAAAUUUGCCACUUAAAUAAUUAGAGGAGUUAAAUAUUAUAUUUGGUUUGUCUGACGGAUUAAAUAUAUUUAUUAAUAUUUAUAAUUAUUAAAAAAUAUUAUUUUUAUAAAUCACUAACCAUUAAUAUUAACACAUAUUAUUUAGGUAGUUUUUUUUAUAUGACAAUUUAAAUUUAAAUUGUUUAAGGUCAAUAUUAAAUAACUGAUAGUAAUUUUAAUCUGUCUACUUGAUAAAAUAUAAAUAUAUUAUAUAUAAAUGUUGGGAAAUGACGUAAUUAAAUGAAUUAAUAAUAACGAUACUGUAAUAUAGGUAAUAAAUAUAAAUACAUUUAAUACAAAUAAAUAAAAAUAUCAGUUUGACUAAUUAUUAAUUAUUAAAAUAUAUAUUUCGUUAUAUAUUAAAAUUGCAAUU